AUGGGGGCGCACCCUGCCCAGAAACGACCAAAAUCGUGGAUUGAUAUGCCCCAGGAGAUCAAGCAAAUGAUACUCUGCCUGCUUGACCCAUUCACGCUGUCUGUCUUCUUAGCAGCUAUGCCGGACAUAAGGCCUCUAGCGGAUCGGUUUAAGAGAACAAGAAACUUCAAGACACUCCCAAUAAUGGCUGAGCUGCUCGCCUCAGCUCAGCCAGUACCGAACCCAUCAAUACGUCCGUUUCACAAGCCGUUUGAAGAUUUUGUUAGUUGUGGUGACGGCAGAUACUUGAGUUUCAAGUCUGAUGGUAGAUCCCACAUUUGGUACUGGGACUUCAAAAGAUUCCCACAUACACAACCCUGGAAAGCCGAGGAAUGGAAAUCAGAACCUGAGAGCAUCGGGGUCGCGGGAACUAUGUCGGUCACGGUGUGGCCUAGAAGGCGGGGUCGUACAGCUUUCUUCAAUGUUCCAGAGCUUCUAAACCCAAGGAUCUUUGACUGCGGAAGACUUUGCCUUGGAUACGAAAAGCCAGAACCAGGGCCUUGGAGGCUUGUUGUCCGCCAAGUCUCAGACUGGGAUUUGGUUGCCGAACAAUCCACACCAGACUCUUCCGAGCAUGCAUACGUGCUUGAUGGUGAUAGCGACCUAGUCGUUCAAUACUCACCGACACAUGGUGGUAUUCGCAUAUGGAAUCCUCGCCGCAAGAGACUCUGGGAAGUACAACAUUCAAAUGCCACCCGUUUCAACUGGCCAUGCAUCCUUCAUGGCCAAAAAGGCUUCAUAACCACCUCGAAACCGGAUACAUAUGAUGAUUUACACAUCAUGAGUUGGAGAAAUAUUGUUUGGCAAGAUAGCGCUGAGCCCUCUUAUAUGGAGCAGCAGGAUUUCGGCCUUUCCUUAUCAUAUCUGUUUCCCAAAAAUCUCGUCAACGGCCAAUCUAUUGGGAAUUCCUAUUUGGGGUGCACGCAAAUCCAUGAAAUCUGUCGGAAUGGUAUAUUGUUUUCCCGGCCAUUUGAUUCUCCUCUCGCGGUGACAUAUAUGGGCAAAAUGAUGGAGGUUGACAGCCUUGAAAGAGGUUUUUUGGAUGAGUUUUCCGACGGCACUUACGUUCUUCGCACCGAUGACCUUCAAAUGAUGAAGGAUGACGAACAGAUAUGGAGGCUUGAAGAUGGUAGGCAGUGCUGCGGCGCUAUGAUUUACCGGGAUGCUUUUCUUAUUGUUGUGCAUUGCGAUAAUUACCGAACGCUCCCUUCCAAAGUCAUCUUCCUAAACAUCAACGGAGAGUUGGUUUAUGAAUUCCAGUUAUCCUGGAAGUACGGAGGCGACGAGAUACGUCUCCUCGAGGAGGAAGGUAAAGUCAUUAUUCUUGCAGAUGACUUGUCAGAAGCUACUGUCUGGAGGUUUUUUGAUCCUGCCCCAUCUGCCCCAUCGACCAAACGGGCAAGCGAAGGACAGGACCGCCAUUUUUUGAGACCUCGGAAAAGGGGAAAACUAGUGUGA
Messenger RNA from Penicillium alfredii, 1497 nucleotides. RefSeq lists its product as uncharacterized. Lineage: Eukaryota; Fungi; Ascomycota; Eurotiomycetes; Eurotiales; Aspergillaceae. The transcript has a single exon. The record is from RefSeq and is a predicted model, not a curated record. Bases 1 to 1497 code for a protein of 498 amino acids.